AGAGCCCGCGCGUGCGCCCUGCGCAGGCAGCGCACCCGGGCUUGGGCGCUGAGCGUGCCGGCUGGGAGUCGGCGGGAGUCCCAGUGCUGCUGGGGGCGAGUCUGUAGCGUGAGGUGCCCUUGAGCUGAAGACCAUGAACCGCAGCCGCCAGGUGACGUGCGUGGCCUGGGUCCGCUGCGGCGUGGCCAAAGAGACUCCGGACAAGGUAGAGCUUAGUAAAGAAGAAGUAAAACGUCUCAUUGCUGAAGCAAAGGAAAAAUUACAAGAAGAAGGUGGCAGUGAUGAAGAGGAGACAGGCGAUCCUUCGGAAGAUGGCAUGCAGAGUGCACGUACCCAGGCACGACCAAGGGAACCCCUGGAAGAUGGUGACCCAGAGGACGACAGGACGUUGGAUGAUGAUGAACUGGCCGAGUAUGACCUAGAUAAAUACGAUGAGGAAGGUGACCCAGAUACUGAAACUCUUGGUGAGUCUCUUUUGGGUCUUACAGUCUAUGGAAGUAAUGAUCAAGAUCCUUAUGUUACUCUGAAGGAUACGGAACAAUAUGAACGUGAAGAUUUCUUGAUCAAGCCCAGUGACAAUCUCAUAGUCUGUGGCAGAGCUGAACAAGACCAGUGCAAUUUAGAGGUGCAUGUUUAUAAUCAGGAAGAAGAUUCUUUUUAUGUGCAUCAUGAUAUACUGCUGUCUGCAUACCCUCUAAGCGUGGAAUGGCUGAAUUUUGAUCCUAGCCCAGAUGAUUCUACAGGAAAUUACAUUGCUGUGGGAAAUAUGACUCCUGUUAUUGAAGUGUGGGACCUUGAUAUAGUGGACUCUUUAGAGCCAGUCUUCACACUUGGAAGUAAACUAUCAAAAAAGAAGAAAAAGAAAGGAAAGAAGAGUUCCUCAGCAGAGGGGCAUACCGAUGCUGUCCUGGACCUUUCUUGGAAUAAGCUGAUCAGAAACGUGUUGGCAAGUGCAUCAGCUGACAACACUGUAAUUCUGUGGGAUAUGUCCUUGGGGAAACCAGCAGCUAGCCUUGCUGUACACACAGACAAGGUCCAGACUCUGCAGUUUCAUCCAUUUGAAGCACAGACUCUGAUUUCUGGAUCCUAUGAUAAGUCAGUGGCUUUGUAUGACUGCCGAAGUCCAGAUGAAAGCCAUCGGAUGUGGCGUUUCAGUGGGCAGAUUGAGAGAGUGACUUGGAAUCACUUUUCACCUUGUCAUUUUUUGGCCAGCACAGAUGACGGCUUUGUGUAUAAUUUGGAUGCACGUUCAGAUAAGCCAGUUUUUACACUCAAUGCACACAAUGAUGAAAUCUCCGGUCUUGAUCUAAGUAGUCAAAUCAAGGGCUGUCUUGUGACAGCAUCAGCAGACAAAUAUGUGAAAAUCUGGGACAUAUUAGGAGACAGGCCAAGUCUGGUUCACUCUAGAGACAUGAAAAUGGGAGUUCUCUUCUGUUCUUCCUGUUGCCCCGAUUUGCCAUUUAUUUAUGCUUUUGGAGGUCAGAAGGAAGGACUUCGGGUCUGGGAUAUAAGCACAGUCUCAUCAGUAAAUGAAGCAUUUGGAAGACGAGAGAGGCUUGUUCUCGGCAAUACAAGAAGUUCAUCUAUUAGUGGCCCUUUUGGGAGCAGGAGCUCAGACACACCAAUGGAGUCUUAAUGAGGAUCAUAAACUUUUUAUUACUUUAACUCCGUUUUUUAAAAAGCUAGCCUAAAAACAUCCAUGUAUGGCUACAGCCAUGUAGUGACUGAAACAAAUUUUCAUCUCCUACUGCCAGACAUUCUCCUGCAGCUAUGGGGCAGCACAAACAGGGUUGAUCUUUGUGCUUGCCUUUUAAAUGUGGUGUUUAGGGCUCCCACUGCAUUUCUUAAAGAGGGUAAUAAAAACAAAAAAAGUCUUUAAAAAAUAAUUCCUUAAAUAUGCCAUCUGUCAUAGGUAACCUAGGUUUGUAAAAUAGUCAUUUAUGGAAUUUUAGAAGAACAGUGAUUUGGCCAAGAUUUCACACUAGCCAUGAACACCCAGGAAUUGUUCUUCCUGAGUUGAUUGUUCUCCAGUUGAUGUUCAUGAUUUUAGAAGUGUUCUCUAUGCUACCCGUAAAGUUUAAUCACUAAAUUAAAAGUGGCCUGCCUUCCCCCCCCCACCCCCAGCAUGGUAUUCAUUGUUAUCCAAGACAGGGGGCACAACAUUAUGAUGGUAUCAGUCCAACAAGAGGCUAGAACAUCCCUAAAUAUAACAACCUAAAUAUAUAAAGCAAAUAUUAACAGACCUAAAGGGAGAAAUAGUAAUACAACAAUAGUAGGGGACUUUGGCCUUAACAGACAUGUACAGAACAUUCCCUCCAGAAGUAACAAAAUACACAUUCUUCCCAGGCACACACAUCACAUGUACCACAGAAAGCUUUAAUAAAAAAUAAUUUCCACACUAGGACAGAGAAUAAAUUGCAGAAAACUGAAAUACCAAGUAUCUUUUCUGACAAUAGUAUGAAACUAGAAAAUUACAUGAAGCAAACUGGAAAUUUUUCAAAUAUGUGGAAAUUAGAUAACAGGCUACUGAACAGCCAAUAGAUCAAAGAAGAAAUUAAAACAUACCUUGGGACAAAUGGAAAUACAAUAUACCCAAACUUCAGGGAUACAGCAAGAGCAGCUCUAAGAGAAGUUCACAGCAGUAAAUGCCUAUAUCAAAAAAACAAGCUCUCAACCUAAUUUUACAACUCCAGGAACUACAAAAAAAAAAAAAAAAAACGAAGCCCAAAGUUAGUAGAAAGGAAGGGAAUAAAGAUCAGGGAGGAAACAUGUGAA
Molecule: messenger RNA, 2775 nt
Organism: Lynx canadensis (Canada lynx)
Lineage: Eukaryota; Metazoa; Chordata; Mammalia; Carnivora; Felidae
Gene: PWP1
Product: PWP1 homolog, endonuclein
Exons: 15
Coding region: 134-1636 (500 amino acids)
Biological process (GO): rRNA processing
Cellular component (GO): nucleus
Molecular function (GO): protein binding
Source: RefSeq, a predicted model, not a curated record